AGCCCAUGGAUGUGGAGAACAAUCCAGAGAGGAGCAGCUACAUGAAGACAGAGCUCAUUUCUGUCUCUGAAGUACAUCCGUCCAGACUGCAGGACAACAUGUUGCCCAUGUCUCCUGAUGACUACAGGGCUUUGUCACAGUUAGUCGGCCCCAGAGACAUUGAUGCUGUGACCAACAAUCUGCUUGGAUUUGAAGAGCUUGAUGUUCAGGUAGAGGCAGCCUCAGUUUGUUGCUCUACACUGAAUAGUGCAUCAGCUUAAGUGUCAUUUUCUUUAUGUGUUGUUGCAUGCAUGACAUCUAA
Messenger RNA from Labrus mixtus (cuckoo wrasse), 301 nucleotides. RefSeq names its product signal transducer and activator of transcription 1-like. Gene Ontology annotation, molecular function: DNA-binding transcription factor activity. Lineage: Eukaryota; Metazoa; Chordata; Actinopteri; Labriformes; Labridae. The coding region runs from base 6 to 260 and encodes 84 amino acids. The record is from RefSeq and is a predicted model, not a curated record. The transcript is spliced from 3 exons.